Molecule: messenger RNA, 918 nt
Organism: Mesorhabditis spiculigera
Lineage: Eukaryota; Metazoa; Nematoda; Chromadorea; Rhabditida; Rhabditidae
Source: the annotation of a GenBank genome assembly
AUGGACAGCGUGCAGACGCCCCAGGGCUCGGUGGCAAUCAGCGGCAGCUCGGCCCGCCGCGGCCCCAACAACACGCUGCGCCUGAAAAAGGCGCCCAACCCGAAGAAGGAGCAGCAAGUGUUCAAAGAAGAGGGCGGUUGCGGGCCGUACGUGCAGAGAAAAUUUGUCGAGCAUUUCAUCCAGCAGGCCAGCUUCUACGCCUUUGUAAAGCCGGAAAAUGCGGAGCGGAGACGCAGUCCGGCCGUGCUGCUGCUGGACGCGACGCGCGUCGUCCUGCGCGACUGGCCCCACGACUUUGUGCACGCCAGCUGGGUGUGCGGGCUUGACGAUGGCCGCUACGAGGAUCAGACCGAGUGGAAGGCCAAGCAAAAGAAAUACAUCGCCGCCCAGGCGCCCCACACGCCCGCCGUCGCCGCCGACUUUUGGCACAUGUGCGCCCAGGAGGGCGUCGAGGGCGUGGUGCUGCUUGGCGAGGAGGACGCCAAGGCCGUGAUGACGGCGCCGAAAUGCGGCGACUACAACGUGAAGGUGGAGCAGAAGUCGGAGCAGCGCGGCUUCACCGUCCACUCGGUGCAGCUGGCCGGCAAGAUCAAGCACUCGCUGACGCUCUUCUGCCUGGCAGCCUGGUCGGUGGACGAGAAGCCGCCGGUCGAGACGUUCGCCAAGUUUCGGCAAGCGAUCUGGGCCGGGGUGAGUGGCAAGAAGCCGAUCGUCGUCACCUGCAAGUUUGGCACCUACCGCACCGGCCUCUUCCUCAUCUACGACAUCGAGACGGAGCGUAUCGAGAAGCAGAAAAAGCUCGACCUCGACGGCACCGUCAAAGAUCUGCGCAUGCAGCGCCACCACGUGUUCGACGAGUACUCGGCCUACGAGGUGGCCAUCGACAUGUUCCUCGACGUGUGCAAGGGCCAGUCGAAA